Molecule: messenger RNA, 567 nt
Organism: Hyaloperonospora brassicae
Lineage: Eukaryota; Oomycota; Peronosporomycetes; Peronosporales; Peronosporaceae
Source: the annotation of a GenBank genome assembly
AUGUCGAGCGACGACGACGACGACGCCACGCAGCUGCACAGCGGCUAUCAUGGCUGGAUGAAGACGAUCGCCCAGACGCCGCAGGACUGUACCCCCGUGCGAAUUGGAGAUGCUACUGUGGCGACAGCAGUGGACUGCUCGAGUGACUCGAGGUCUGCAUGGAACAGUGCAGGCACUUGGGAAGAACGCGACAAAUCCGAGUGGGCGCGAGAGCGCCUGAAACACCACAUUUUGACGUCCUUUAGCUUUGAUGGUGGAGCAGAAGGACUGUGUGUCAAGGCCACUUCUAUUGUACGCUGUGACGGAGAAGCCAAGGUGGUGUUUAGUCGCGGGAAGAAGCGCUGCGGUUACGAGCUGUCGGUCAAGUUUUCGUGGGCGAGUGGCGAUGUCUCGGGCCAUAUCGAGUUGCUCGACUUCGACGACACGAGUGCCGAUGAGUUUGAGAUCGUUGUUACGGCAGAUGGUAGCAGUCAACGCGACGUCGCUGCGAAGAAGGCUGUUAUUGACAGGGAGCCGGAGCUGCGCAAACUACUUGCGUUGUGGAAGGAGGAGCUACUGCAGCAAUAA